Schistocerca americana (American grasshopper) is the source of this 2319-nucleotide messenger RNA. Its product is annotated as probable ATP-dependent RNA helicase DDX43. Bases 99 to 2243 code for a protein of 714 amino acids. Lineage: Eukaryota; Metazoa; Arthropoda; Insecta; Orthoptera; Acrididae. The transcript has 12 exons. The record is from RefSeq and is a predicted model, not a curated record. Gene Ontology annotation, molecular function: RNA helicase activity; RNA binding; ATP binding.
GUUGAAUAUCUCUUGUUGGAAUGGAAGUGUACGAAAUAUAUUGAAGAUAGUAGAUACCUGUUUUUGGAGAAUCAAGUGUAGGGUUCUUAUUGGUAAAAAUGAGUGAUGAUGGCUGGGAUUCUGGUGGUGAAUCUCAAAAUACGAAUUACUUACCUGUGUACUCACAAACCUUCUCUCGAGGUCGAAACAAUGGGGGCCGUGGGGGAGAGGACUUGAGAGAAUUGGGACAGAGAGGAGGCAGAGGCUAUGGUGAUCGGCAAGGUGGAAGAGGUCGAGGCAACCAGUGGUCCGGGCCAAGGAGAGGAGGACCCAGCGGAAACUGGAGACAGAGGGAGUCUAAUGCAGAUACCUCUCCCACAAAUGAGGAAGUGAUCAUGAGUGUAAACUGUAGUGAUGUUGGGAAAGUCAUUGGCAAAGGUGGCUCAAAAAUACGAGAAUUAGAACAAGAAAGUGGUGCCAGUAUUCAGAUUAAAAAACCUGAUCAGAACUCAUAUAAUGACAAGACAGAUAUUACGUUACGUGGCUCAGAAGAAUCGCAGUCCAAGGCCAAACAACUAAUUCAAGAUCUUCUUGAUGACACAUCUUAUAGAAGAGGAAAAAGUUAUACCAAUCAGACACCAACAAAUGGAGGUUACAGUAAAGAGGAAAAACAGCAUUCCUCAAACAAUGAAAGUAGUUGCAAUAUUUUUGAGCUGUCGGAAGACGAUGAGGUUUUUAAAAAGCUGAAUAAUAUUAACUGGUCAGAGUUGAAUAGAGUAUAUGAAGAAGCUCAGAAAGAAAAAUGGUCCAAAUUGCCACCUAUGAUAAAAAACUUUUAUCACGAAGAUCCAGAAGUAGCGAACAUGCCACCAGAACUGGUUGCAAAAUAUAGACUUAUCCAAAACAAUAUUGAAGUUUCAUAUGUCUUUGAAGAAGGAGAGGAGCCCAUUCCAAACCCUGUCACGACUUUUGAGCAAUGUUUUGCAAAUUUCCCAGAAAUUCUGGAUGAAAUUUACAAGCAGAAUUUCAAAUCUCCAUCUCCAAUACAGAGUCAGGCUUGGCCUGUUUUGCUUAAAGGGUACGACUUGAUUGGUAUUGCGCAAACUGGAACAGGAAAGACCCUGGCAUUUCUAUUGCCAGCCUUAAUACACAUUGAUGGACAGCCCAUUCCGAGAGAAGAGCGUGGGGGUCCAAAUGUACUGAUUCUAGCACCCACAAGAGAGCUUGCAAUCCAAAUUGAAAAAGAAGUAAAUAAGUACAGUUAUAAAGGGAUAAAAAGUGUUUGUGUGUAUGGUGGAGGCAGCAGGAGAGAGCAAGUGAACGUGAUAACUAAAGGUGUGGAAAUUAUAAUAGCAACACCAGGGAGACUGAAUGACUUGAUAAUGAGCAAUGUUAUAGAUGUUACAUCAAUAACUUACUUAGUGUUGGAUGAAGCAGACAGAAUGCUUGAUAUGGGCUUUGAACCUCAGAUUCGAAAAACACUUUUAGAUAUUCGACCAGAUAGACAAACUAUUAUGACAAGUGCAACAUGGCCUGAGGGAGUCAGACGACUUGCACAGUCUUACAUGAAAAAUCCUAUACAGGUGGUAAUUGGAACACUGGAUUUAGCUGCUGUUCAUUCUGUAACACAGCAUAUAGAAAUGAUUGAUGAAGAGGACAAAAAGGAUAGAGUACUGGAAUUUCUUGAGAACAUGGGUCCUGACGACAAGGUGAUUGUCUUUGUUGGGAAGAAAAUGAGAGCAGAUGAUUUAGCAAGUGAUCUCUGCUUAAAAGGGAUUGAUUGCCAAUGUAUCCAUGGAGAUCGUGAACAGGCAGAUCGAGAGCAAGCUUUGGAUGAUCUGAAGUCUGGUUGUGUUAGGAUUUUAAUUGCCACAGAUGUUGCUUCAAGAGGAAUUGAUAUUACUGAUGUUACGCACAUUUUUAAUUAUGAUUUUCCACGUAACAUUGAAGAAUAUGUCCAUAGAGUUGGUAGAACAGGCCGUGCUGGAAAAACUGGAGAGUCUAUUACUUUGGUGACUCGUAGCGACUGGGCACAAGCAAAAGAACUUAUUGCAAUACUUGAAGAAGCAAAUCAGGAAGUACCAGAAGACCUUUAUAAAAUGGCAGAAAGAUUUCAGGCUUGGAAGGAAAAGAGAAAUGCAGAAAGGGAGCGUGUUCGCUAUGAUGGAGAUAAUACCCGUGGCAGCAGAGGUGGAGAUUCCUUUGGUUUUGGAGGCAGAAGAGGACGUGGUGGCGGUGGUGGUCGUGGCCGUGGCAGGUGGUGAAAACUACUGAUGUACAUAAUGUUGUAAUGUUUAUCUAAAUGUUCUGUGAUUGAAAAUAAAUUUUCUUUAAUAUAAA